AUGUCCCUGGUCGGGAACAUCAUCGCCAUGGCCUUCGCCGGCAAUCCCUCGAUUAUCAACUACGAUAUGUUCGUGGCCGCCUUCGGCAUGCUCUCGCUGUUCUACCUGAUCGCCAUCGCCUUCAAUGACGGCUUCACCGGCCACCCGAUCAUCCCCGUGGUCCUGGACGCCCUCAACGUCAUUUUCUUCUUCUGCGCCGCCGUCGCUAUGGCCGCCGAGCUGGGUGCUCAUUCUUGUGACAACCAGGCCUACCUCGCUCGCAACAAGAUCACCAACGGUUCCGACCACGACAGGUCAGGACGAUGCCGGGAAGCUCAGGCCUCGACCGCCUUUUUGUGGUUCGCGUGGGCUUGCUGGACCGCCAGCUUGGUCUUCUCGGUGCUGGAUGCCCGCAGCGGUGGGGUGAACCUGAGGACCUCGGGCCGAAGAGGUGCGCCCGCCAUGUCUCAGGUGUAA
Molecule: messenger RNA, 456 nt
Organism: Capronia coronata CBS 617.96
Lineage: Eukaryota; Fungi; Ascomycota; Eurotiomycetes; Chaetothyriales; Herpotrichiellaceae
Exons: 2
Coding region: 1-456 (151 amino acids)
Biological process (GO): protein localization to plasma membrane; eisosome assembly
Cellular component (GO): eisosome; plasma membrane
Source: RefSeq, a predicted model, not a curated record